CCUAAACUUGUGAGGUUGACGCGUUAAGGUCACCCGCGGGAGAUACUUUCCUCUGUGCUACCCGUGUGUUGUGUGGGCGUGACGGAGCCUGGAUGGCGUCCCAACGAUCCCAAGGGACAGCUAGUCCAUCUGCGUCGUCUGUCUUCCUCCCUCUCGGCCGCAGAGGCUCUCGAGCGUCUAUAUCAACCCAGGCUGAACGCGAAAGCCUGAAUGCCACCCUCGAUCAGAUCCAUAACGCAGCUUACCAGUCUGAUAGCCUUACCGUGUUCAACGACUUCACAAGCCCACCAGCCCCAACCUCGAUCGUCGACGAGAAGAGCCUCUCAGGCGAACUGCAAGGAGGCUUGAGUGGGCUAUAUACUAGGUUCCGAACUUCAGUGGGUGGGAUUGUUGGUGGUGUAGGCAAGACAUCGAACAACACGUCCAUCGAAGACACUGGCCUGAAAAGUCCCCCUCCGUCAGAGCGCUCGUUUCCCCGAUCGGCCCCAGACUCUGUCGCAGAGUCGCUACAGCACCACCCCGGCUCAUCUCAGGGAUCGAGGUUGCACUCACCGGUGCCUGGAAGCUUCUCUGCUUCGAAUGGCCCGCAGCCGUUGGGACUGGCUAAAAGCUCCAAGGUUUCUUCAAAGGCAACAAGCAUAUCCUCUAAAGCCUCUAUCUUACCACAGCCAGCCUUGAAAUCUCCCGUUCCACCCUUGCCGAAGACUACAGGCAGCGCAUUGGCUGUAGACCCUACAGUCACGGAGAUUCAUGUGAAUGCUGUCAAAGAACCACCUCUCCACUCAAGUAACACCUCGGCCAAUUUUUCUACCAAUAGCCUACAGACAGUGGACUCCGCUGGCACGGACAAGGAAGAAGGCCCGCACAUUGCAUCACUAAGCUCUUCAGGCUGGAGCCAACGUCUUCCGACCUCUCCGCUUAUCCAGGUCAAGUCACAUCAAAGCGCCUACGAUGGUCAGGAGAUUAGCAGAUCAUCAACGGCGGGCAGUCAGCCUCCCGAUAAUCUUAGGAGGUCGGAUGGGCAUAUAAUCCAUGACAUAGAAUCCACUUUACCCGGGCCAUUGCGAAAGGCGAAAAGAUCGGUUGACCUUGGCCCAGAUGGUAUAUCCUUGCCUCACGAAAGAUUGAGGUCAAACUCAGGUGCUUCUUUCAAACCCGAAAGAUCAACAGUUGCCUCUGGCUCGAGGACAAACAGCGUCAGUCAAGUUUCAAACCACGGGGAAGGGUCUUUGCCUGAAGGGAAAUUGCCACUGGGCGUCACUGCCCCGGUCCCAUUGACUGAUGGAAGCUCCCAGUCAAAAGAGCCAGCGAAAGCUCCUAUCAAGCUUAAAACAGGUGAAAGACCCUCUAUAUCAAGCGCAAGUCGUUUACCCGGUUAUGUGGCUUCUCAAGCCUCAACAGGGGAGUCCAACUCCGGGACGCCAAUCCUGCCUCCGCUCAAUACCGCCGUGGAACGAGUUUCUAGCCAAGACGGACGUAGCCGGCGGUCUCAUGGUGGAGGCGAAGGCGUCAUGUCUCAGCUGCGGAGCAAACUACUCAGCAAAGAGUUUUGGAUGCGAGAUGAAAAUGCAAAAGAUUGUUUCCAUUGUGGAGAAACAUUCUCUACUUUCCGACGCAAACAUCACUGCCGAACCUGUGGCCAAAUUUUCGACUCAAAAUGUACUCUCCUCAUUCCGGGUGACAGGUUUGGUCAACCUGGGACCAUUCGUGUCUGCAAACCUUGUGAGGCUAUGAUCAACGGUCAUGAUGAUGAUUCUUCCGAAUUUUCAGAUAGCGAACAAAGCCCCAUCGUGGUUAAUCCUCGGGUGUCCGAACUGGGCGCAGGCAUAUAUUCACGCAUACUCCCUGACGAUGACGAUACGUCCUCUAUAGUCUCGCAAUCCAUCGAACAUGUUAUGAAGACGCCGACUAUGGCCAUCCCAGCGACUAGGCGUGCGGGUGAAGGGCACAACCGCCGAUCUGCCGUCUUGGAGAUUAGUCCUGAUAGACCCCUAGCCAGGCCUACCUCCUCAAGAUCGCUGAAGUCCACAUUGAGUGGAAGAACCCAUUCUAUAGGUCACAAACGCCAUCAUUCGCGUCAGCAAUAUAUUCGCAACUUCAAGCCAUUUCAUGAUGACAGAGCUCCUUUUCAACGUCGCCAUGCAGAUGAUACUACCCGUGAACAGCGUCUCCCCGCGUUUCACAAGGACAAUAUCAUAGAUCCAGACUUGGCACAAUAUCUUUCAGACGAUGCCUCCAGCGGCGACGAGCAACCCAACCUUUUGUCUGCGGUUUCCGAAGGCUCAUUGUCCAAAAGCGGCGGUGAGGGCGAGAGAACCACUUUCAGCGGGCUACUUGCAGCGAUGAAGAAAGGUCGGUCUGCUUUUGGAGACCGAAGCACUACUAAUCUGAACUUCUCUUACCGUGACGGUGAUGAAGGAAGCCUAAGUAGCUCGAGAGCCGUAAACUUGCCCCGGGCUUCUCGACGCCGCAAUUUGAGCGUUGCGAGUAGUAUCCAUCACCGUCAUUCCCCAAGGGCGUCCAAAGAUAGCGUCUUUAACCCACAUGAGCCGCCAAGCCUUGCUCACCUCCACCCCAUCGGGAUCGCUUCGAGUGGAUUCAAGAUGACAAGGAGCUCGUCUAUGAGAGGAGCUGGCGCUCCCCCGGUCGAACUAAAUAAGGCUAGUCUGCAUCACGUUCGACAGCUCCUGCAACAACUCCUAAAAGAUGCCUCCGUGCCUAAUGCGUCAAAGUGGGAGACGGCUCUUCUUCCCAUCCUUUUAAAGGCAGCCGAUGAAGUUGUCCCAGAUGUGCAGGGUGGUGAUGACAUGGACAUUCGUCACUACAUUAAGCUCAAGAAGAUAUCAGGUGGUAGGCCCGGGGACACAUCGUAUGUCUCAGGUCUGGUUUUCACCAAGAACCUUGCACUUAAAAGUAUGCCUCGGAGCAUUCCGCAACCUAAAAUCUUGAUCAUUGCUUUUCCACUUGAGUAUGCACGGCAUCAGCAGCACUUUAUGAGUUUAGAGCCCGUGAUUCGUCAAGAGCGAGAGUUCCUCGAGAACUUGGUUAGCCGCAUUGCUGCUCUCCGGCCAAACUUGCUUCUAGUUGAGAAGAACGUGUCUGGCUUAGCUCUGGAAUUGCUGGAAAAGGCAAAUAUUGCAACCGCAUACAAUGUGAAAUCCUCGGUCCUUGAGGCUGUUUCUCGCUGCACUCAGACACGGAUUAUAACAUCAAUGGACAAGCUUGUGACCACGCCUGUGAGUAGUGACUGCGGCAGCUUUGACGUCAAAACUUACCUGUACAAUGGCCGCAAAAAGACAUACAUGUACCUGUCCGGCUGCCGCAAGGAACUCGGCUGUACAAUUGUCUUGCGGGGAGGUGACGGUAAUAUCCUUGCCAAAGUUAAACGGAUCACUGAGUUCAUGGCAUAUGUUGCCUAUAAUCUCAAACUAGAGACCUGCUUGAUGAGAGAUGAAUUUGCACAGAUGCCGUCUUUACCUGAUACUGACCCCGACAAAAAGUUAGAGUUCGAUCGAGAAUCGAGUGAGAAGAAGUCUGGUAAUUCGUCUCAAGAGGCUUUGGUGACCACCAGCGAGGUUAGCGAAGUCCCUGACGACGUUCCCAUGCCGACGUACUACGAGGAGAUCAUUCAUGAUCAUGAAACGAAGAUAUUGUCUGCCUCUCCGUUCGUCAAAUUCGAGCCUCCUUAUCUACUCGCAAGGGCUCGGGAGAUGGAGCGCAGGCUAGCCUACCUGAAGCGUCUCCGCGACCAAGAUCCUGAUUCAGGUUUGCCCACAGACGAAAAGGCGAAAGCCCAAAAAUUUAUUCUCGUCACUCCUGAAAUGGUCCAUCAGGCUCCACAAGGAGCUCCCCUAAAGGUCAAAGAAGUUUUGCGUGCAGCCCAUGAUGCCGAGUAUGACCGAGCGCUUCAUCAUUAUCAAACCCAGAAACGACAGUGGGAGGCCUAUGUCGCUGGCAGCGUCGGUCUCUUUGACCCAUACGCACAUCAAAACAUUGUCGUCCUGUUUAGCCUUGUCUGCACUACCACCUCGAUCCCGUGUUCCGGGCCAGAUCUCCUUGCGCUAGAGUACUACAAUGAGCAUGGUGGAGAUGCAAUCUUUGAGCCAGACUGUACGCUUGGGCAAUAUGUAGAGGAUAUCUGUCUCCAUGCCAAUGCAGUUUGCACGGCGAACGGCUGCGAGAAAAGAAUGUUCGAGCAUCACCGUCAGUAUGUCCACGGAGAAGCCCAGAUAAGUAUCUUCACCCAGCCGUAUCCCUCGAAGCUUCGCGGCCUCCAGGAUACCAUUUUGAUGUGGAGCUGCUGCAAGAUCUGUGGCAAUGAAACCCAGGUCUUCCCAAUGUCCGAAGGCACCUGGAAGUAUUCUUUCGGGAAGUACUUGGAGCUUUCGUUCUGGAACAAGAACCUUCAUGCCCGAGCGGGGGUUUGUCCCCAUGACCUGCAGCGCGAUCAUCUUCGUUUCUUUGGCUUCAAGGAUGUUGCUAUCCAAGUUCACUAUGAUACAAUUAACCUACUUGAGAUUAUCGUUCCACGGACCCGAGUCACUUGGAAAGUGGACAACGAUCUCAAACUCAGAAACGAGGUCUAUCAGAGGAUGGAACAACGCAUCAAUAGAUUCAUGACCUCAGUCAAAGCCAGAUUGAAGGGGAUCAAUGUCGAAAGCGUGAUUCCAAAAUUAGCAGAAGACUGCAAAAAGGAAAUUGAGAACCUGAACAGAAAGGCCAAUGAAGAUAGCGCUAUGUUUGUUAAGCAUCUUCAAGACAAGUAUACCAAUUCCCAGUACUGGGAGGUCAUACCGUUGAACGAAGUCCUCCGAGCUGUCCAGGAAAAGGUUGUGGAAUGGGACACUGCCUUCGCCGAGUUUGAGAAGAAUUUCUUCCCUUCGGAGAAGGACAUCCGGCGUCUAGCGACUUUGCAGCUGAAGAAGAUAUUUUUGGACAGGGAUGCGUCUGUGACCUCGCUCACCUCUAAUGAAGAGCCCCCAACAACCCCAACCGAGAUAGAGUGUGGGAAUAGUCCGGAGUCAGAAAGGAUCCAUCAGGCACGUCGCAUGACCCUCUCGCCUGAAAAAGCUCAGGACGUUCUCGUGUCGGUUGUCGAGGAGCAUUCGAACAGAAAAGAUGUCGCUCAUAGUCAAGGAAGUGAGCUAAGCAGAGAUGAUAUAGAUUCAUCAGCUAUCUCAUCUAGCCCGGUAAGCUCACGAUUUUCGCCUCCUCAAGCUGAGCUGGCCGCAGAGAAAGAGGUCCAACAUCUCGAUCUCGCAACACCAUCGGCGCAGCCAGAACCGUCAGCAUUGGUGCCCUCUGUGGCAAGCUCUCUGGAGACUAUGGACACCCCUUCUCCCAUGGCCAUUCCUACAGUGCCUGUUACAGUGCCUGAUGCGAAAGCGACGGAGAUUCCCUUUCCCGAAUAUUCCAGUACUCAUGCACGAAAGAAGAGUGAAGAUGCAGUCAAAGUCAUCCCUCCGAGCCGUCUGCCGUCGGCAAUCCCACGACCGGCCGAAGGUCUCUUCCGGCGUAGCGGAAAGUCGUCCUCUCCGCCUUUGUUUCGCUCUCAAACUCAACCCGUUCAACCGCAAAAGGAGCUAGCGUACGAAGGUGUACCUAUCCGGGGCAUGAAGCUUGCGCUUGGAAAGAUGAAUCCGUUGGAUGGAACCCCCAGUCCUCCUCUAGAAUCCAAGUUCAAGCCUGGAGACAAGAAAUUAUUUGGCUUCAAUGCCCUGCGGAACGGGAGGAUGACGCCUGGCCCAUCUUUCAUCCCACGUUCAAUACCCCGAAGGAACUCACGGGUGUCUAACCUGGCGCGACACUUUGAGCAACUGAGCCGAGAAUUUGAGAAGGAGCGCCAACGUGAAAGAGCCCAGCGUGCCGCUAAAGGGGCGCAUUCCAGGGCUUUUCCACUAGCCUCCUCCAAGCCCAUUGUGGAAGUGUAUAAGAACGUUAGAGAGGCAGUAGAAGAGCGAGAGCCUUCGGGUGAAGGUGACGAACUACUGUCGCGUAUCCCUCUGGAUCAGUCAAGUAGAAACAGCGAGGACAUCCUCAGAAAGGACUCGGAGGAGGACAACAGGAAAGAUUCCAUUUCUCACGAUCUUCCUGACGCGAAACCAGAGAUUGAGGACGAAACUCGUGAUGAGCAUAAUUUGUCGGACAAUGAAGCAGAGGCACACAGUGAUGAGGACCGUACAUUGGCAGAUGACCUUCAGCGAACCGACUCGAACGACGAGAUCAAGGGGUCCCCGGAGGAUGAACAAAUGGACCUCAAAGAGUUUCCGAAACACGAAAGAAGCACCCUCCUCAAGAUGCUGACGAAUUUCUGGUCGGAGCGCUCAGCCAGUGGUUGGACACCUCUCGACUACCCACUCACUAUGACCGAUCAUGUCUUCGCUGAUUGCGAUAUUGUCGUGCGUGAGGAUGAACCAAGCUCACUGAUAGCGUUCGCAUUGGACUCGUCUGACUAUAAGGAGAAAUUGACGGGUAUCCAACGGCGCUACGAGGAGCCUGAGGAGAAGACCGCAAGCCUAGAAGAAGGGACAGAGGCCCUCGAAGAAACUCGGGUGGAGCAUGCACUUCUGCGGUCAACCGGCACGCACCUGAAAUAUCAGUUCCAAGAAGGUCAAGCCAAGAUGCUGUGUAAGAUCUUCUACGCCGAGCAGUUCGACGCUUUACGGAGGAAGUGUGGUGUCGCAGAGCGUAUUGUGGAAUCACUCUCCCGAUGUGCUAAAUGGGACUCGAAAGGAGGCAAGACCAAGUCCUUGUUCUUAAAGACCCUCGAUGAUCGCUUUAUCCUCAAGUCACUGUCGCCCAUUGAAACCCAGGCAUUCUUGAAAUUCGCCCCCGCGUAUUUCCAGAUCAUGUCCGAAGCUCUCUUUCACGAACUCCCUUCCGCAAUCGCCAAGAUGUUCGGGUUCUACCAGGUCAUCAUCAAGAAUCCUGCCACGGGGACGGAGUUCAAUUGGUUCUUACUGCUGAUGGAGAACCUGUUCUACGACCGAGUUCCGACACGGAUAUUCGACCUCAAAGGCUCAAUGAGGAACCGCAAAGUGCAGAGCACCGGAGAACGCAACGAGGUGCUUCUCGAUGAGAAUAUGGUUGAUUUUAUCUACGAGACACCACUGUUCGUCCGUGAACAUUCCAAGAAGCUCCUCAGCCAAAGCGUCUGGAACGAUACCCUCUUCCUGGGUCGUCAGAAUGUGAUGGAUUACUCUCUAAUGAUAGCCAUCGAUGAGAACCGUUCAGAACUGGUUGUCGGAGUCAUCGAUUGCAUUCGAACCUACACCUGGGACAAGAAGCUGGAGUCCUGGAUCAAGGACCGUGGUUUUGCCGGUGGUGGCAAGAACCGGCCUACUGUUACUAGCCCGAAGGAGUACAAAAGUCGCUUCCGGGAGGCCAUGGCCCGAUACGUCCUCCAGGCACCGAGCUGCUGGCACCAAUUCCAACAACCCCAAGCAUUCCGAUACGCUCCAAUCGAGCACUACCCGAACCAGCCCAAUCACUCAGCCACCGAUGGUGAUGCUAAUGAGGAGACGACGCACUGAAGUGGGCUGCCAUUUUGCUGAAGAUGGCAACUCCAUAUACCUCCAAUCACACUUCAUCUUGUAUGAACUACGACAAACAUGCAUACAUACAGACGUACAUACAUAAGGACACGAAGAGACGACACGAAGUGAUGUAUAAAAGAACCAAACAGUCCUUCUAUGGUGCCAAUUAUUCGCUUUAUCUUUGUUUUUC
This is a messenger RNA of Aspergillus homomorphus CBS 101889, 7725 nucleotides long. RefSeq names its product 1-phosphatidylinositol-3-phosphate 5-kinase FAB1. Gene Ontology annotation, biological process: phosphatidylinositol phosphate biosynthetic process. The record is from RefSeq and is a predicted model, not a curated record. Lineage: Eukaryota; Fungi; Ascomycota; Eurotiomycetes; Eurotiales; Aspergillaceae. Bases 93 to 7532 code for a protein of 2479 amino acids. The transcript is spliced from 2 exons. Gene Ontology annotation, cellular component: fungal-type vacuole membrane; endosome membrane. Gene Ontology annotation, molecular function: 1-phosphatidylinositol-3-phosphate 5-kinase activity; metal ion binding; ATP binding.